Molecule: messenger RNA, 2088 nt
Organism: Lolium rigidum
Lineage: Eukaryota; Viridiplantae; Streptophyta; Magnoliopsida; Poales; Poaceae
Product: rust resistance kinase Lr10-like
Exons: 3
Coding region: 1-2043 (680 amino acids)
Biological process (GO): protein phosphorylation
Molecular function (GO): polysaccharide binding; protein kinase activity; ATP binding
Source: RefSeq, a predicted model, not a curated record
AUGGGGAACCACGGCACAUUUCAUCGUUCUGUUACCCUACAAACCUUAACUGUCUUCUCCCUCAUUGCAGUUUUUGCAGCAGAUCAUGUCAAGGGACAAGAUGAUGGUUGCCCACCUUUCUCCUGUGGACAUCUCCAAGACAUAUCGUAUCCUUUCCGUCGGCAAGGAGAUCCUCUUAAGUGCGGUGUUGAAGCAUACGAGCUGGGUUGUACCAGUAGCAAGGCUACAAUUCCCAUCAACACGGGAACAUACGACGUGACUGCGAUCAAUUACACUGGUUCCUACUUCUGGGUCAUGGACACCAACUUUGAUGCCAACAGCAGCUGCCCUCUUCCACUGUGGAAUCACCUUUCCUAUUCAUGGGUUGGCACAACUGAUUCAGAUUCACGUGGCUAUAGGAAUUUGGCCACACAAAGCAGUCACACAGCAUGUUUUGUUAAUUGUUCGCGAGCAGUGACAAAUAAUAGUUCAUACAAGCCCAUUGCUUGCCUGAGUGCCGGUAAUUCACAUGUUUAUGUCUGGGUUGGCUUCUCUUGUUAUGUUACCUAUCUUGAACCAUAUUGUGGAUACCUGGCCAUGAUUCCAUUUGGUGAGGGAACUUCUUCUGAUUAUGUGCUGCCACAGAAUGCAAGUCAUGUAGAUAUCACAGAACUCAUAAAGAAGGGGUUUACUGUCAAAUUUCCUGUGAACAUUGAUGCCCGGAUUGGUUCUGUCUCCAAGGCUAUCAAUAUAUGCAUCAAUGAUUCAAUCAGCUUCUUCAAGGAGCAAUUAUCUGAUGCAAGUAUCAUGAACUUGACUCGUGCUUUCUUUUGGAGUGAUAUGCACUUCUUCGAAUGUUUGUUUGAUAGAUACUACAUUUACGACUACGCAAGACUCUCUAUUUUGGCUGCUAUUGCUACCCCGAAGUUCCUUUUUGUACUAUGCAGGUUCUUGUUGGCCCCCCUGGCUCUAUGGACAUUCCUAGUCUACAAAUACUGGAAAACAAGGAUCACAAUUGACGCAGUCGAGAAGUUCCUCAGGAUUCAACAUAUUGUUGGUCCGAUGAGGUAUGCGUACACAGACAUCGUUGCAGUCACAAGCCAUUUCAGAGAUAAAUUGGGCCAAGGGGGGUACGGCUCAGUGUACAAGGGUGUGCUACUCCCAGGCGGUGCCCAUGUCGCUGUGAAGAUGCUAGAGGGCAACUCCAGCUGCAACGGAGAAGAUUUCAUCAGCGAGGUCUCCACCAUCGGCAGGAUCCACCAUGUCAACGUGGUGCGUUUAGUUGGGUUCUGCUCGGAGGAAAUGAGAAGGGCCCUAGUGUACGAGUACAUGCCCCGUGGUUCUCUGGACAAGUACAUCUUCUCUGCUGAGAAGAGAUUUUCAUGGGAAAAGCUCAACGAGAUUGCUUUGGGCAUCGCCAGGGGGAUCAACUACUUGCAUCAGGGUUGCGACAUGCAGAUUCUACACUUCGACAUCAAGCCGCACAACAUCCUCCUCGACAGCAAUUUUGUCCCGAAGGUUGCUGAUUUUGGACUCGCCAAACUGUACCCAAGGGGCGACAGUUUCGUCCCGCUAAGUGCGAUGCGGGGUACCAUCGGCUACAUAGCUCCCGAGAUGAUCUCCCGGAGCUUCGGUGUUGUAUCGAGCAAGUCCGAUGUGUACAGCUUCGGGAUGCUGCUUCUAGAGAUGGCAGGUGGAAGAAGGAAUGCCGACCCAAACAUGGCGACCUCAAGCCAGGCGUACUACCCAUCAUGGGUAUACGACCAGCUGACUCUGCAAGGAGAAGCAGGCGAGAUGUCUCCUGUUAUUGCUGACAUGCACGAGCUGGAGAAGAAGCUGUGCGUCGUCGGAUUAUGGUGUAUCCAGAUGAGGUCUUGCGACCGGCCAACGAUGAGUGAGGUCAUGCAGAUGCUGGAAGCUGGGGCUGACGUCCUGCAGAUGCCGUUGAGGCCAUUUUUCUGCGACGAAGGGCACAUCCAUGUGGAGGACUCGUACCAUUUCACUUCCGAGUUGACCACGGUGUCGGAGGCAUUGACUGCUGUGUCUGAGGAGGAUGAAGAGUGAAAUACUACAUGAUAUGUGAUCUGACUUUAUGUUUGCAUGUUUAUA